Molecule: messenger RNA, 742 nt
Organism: Arachis ipaensis
Lineage: Eukaryota; Viridiplantae; Streptophyta; Magnoliopsida; Fabales; Fabaceae
Gene: WIH2
Product: proline-rich family protein
Cellular component (GO): plasma membrane
Source: RefSeq, a predicted model, not a curated record
AUCAUGUGGGAACAAAAAUGAGGAUAAUUGUGAUAGGUUAUAAAAAUGAAAUGAAAUAAAAAAAAUUAAAGAAAAAACAAAGCACCAGGCUGGCCUCAGUUACAACCUAUAAUACCAAGGAAGAGAAAGAAAAAGCCAUCAAUAAAUAUCAUAAUCCUUAUAUCUUUUUCCACAAAAUCACACCAAGCAUAACAAAUCACUCAAAUUCUCCGCAUCGAUAAUGAGUUACUACAACCAGCAGCAACCACCCGUCGGCGUUCCUCCGCCGCAAGGUUAUCCGCCGGAGUCAUACGGAAAGGACGCUUAUCCGCCUCCGGGAUAUCCGCCGCAAGGUUACCCUCCGCCGCCGGCCUACCCGGCGCAGGGAUAUCCUCCUCCGCAGUAUGCUCCUCAGUACGCUCAACCUCCGCCUCCUCAACAGAAUUCAAGUGGCCCUGGCUGCAUGGAAGGCUGUUUGGCUGCUCUAUGCUGCUGCUGCCUGCUGGAGGCCUGCUUCUGAGAUGACAUUCAUUUGCACAAAAUGGAAUUCACAAAUUGUAUCUUGAGUCUUCAUAUUUAAUUCUGUGACUAUAUAUGUUCCUAGAUUUUUAUCUUCUUUUUCUGCUUGAUUGUUUUGUUGUUAUGAACCAUGUUAAUUUGAGCCGUAUGAUAAACUAUUGCAGCAUGCCAAAUAUCAAACUGCCUCAUUAACAUAAUUUUUUCUUUACUCUAUUAUUAUAUAUUAGUUUGGAGAUUGAUACGA